AUGGAGGAAAAAAUGUUACAGACACAUAUAACUUUAUUAUUUUAUUUAAUUCUGUUAUUUUAUUUAAAGAAUUUCACCAUAAGUUUUAUUGAUGUACCUAAGAAAUUAUUUAAUUAUAUUAAAGUGUAUUAUUCUUUCUUAAUUCUUCUUACAAUAGUUGGAUUCUUUAGUAAAUUACUAGUACUCAUACGUAUAUUCAUAACACAUAAUAUAAACAAAAUAUUCAGACUAUUAUUAAAGAACAAUAUAAAUUUUGAGAGUAUUAAAAAUGAUAUAAGAAUUAAUAAGAAUAGGAGAAGAUUAAAUUGUAAGGAUGAAAAGAAGUUGAUAGGAAAUAUAGGAUAUAAUAAAUAUAUUAAUAAUAAUAAUAGUAAUAGUAAUAAUAAUAAAAAUGUUCAGACGUCUAAUCAGACAGGGAAAAAAAGAUUCUAUCUAUUUAUUAAUAAAAAUGCGGAGAAGCAAAAUAAUACCACAUUUAAUAAAAGCGAUACUAACGAUUUAAUAAACCCAUCAAUGGAGGGAAGAAACAAAUGUGAUAGUUCAAAUAAUAAAACAAAACAGAAAAGAUCUAAAAGAACUAAACUUUUAAAAAAAUUAAAAUUAUUAAAAAGGGAUGAUAACAAAGAAAAUGAUGAAUGUGAUGUAGACAAGGAAAUAAAUGAUGAUAAUCAUAACAAUGAUUAUUGUAGUGACGACAAUGAGAUAACUGAAGAUAUUGAUAAUAAUAAAAAUAUGGAAGAAAAUAAAAAUGUAAAUGAAAAUAAUUUAAAAUGUAAAAAUGAAGAAAAUGUUUCAUAUGAUAAUUAUAUCGAAAGAGAAAGUGAAGAAUGUGAUGAUGUGUUAAAUUUAAAAAAUAAAAUAAUACAGAAAAAUCAAAUUAAUAUUGACGAUGAAAAUAAUGAUGAAUGUGUUGAAGAUAAUAAAGAUAAUUUAAGAGAAUUUUGUUUUAAUAAGAAUAUAAAUGAGAAGAAUUUUUAUUUAUUUUCCCUUUUAUCAAAUAUAUUAUAUAAUAAUACAUCGAAUUGUUCGAACGUAAAGAAAUCCUUUGAAGGUGUUUCAUAUAAUAACAAUAUUAAUAAUAUUAAUAAUAUUAAUAAUAAUAAUAUUAAUAAUAAAAAUAUGAACAAUAAUAAUAAUAUUGAUGAUGUAUAUAUGAAUAGCGAUAUAAGCAGUGAUACCUUUAACGAUUUUGAAAGUGAUAAUAAUAGUGAAUUAAUAACAGGUGAUGAACAUUUGUCUGAUGCUCAAAAAAAGUUUAGACAUUGUAAAAAUGAUACCAUGGAUAGUAUUAAUAGUUAUAGUAGUGAUAACAAUGAUAGUAGUGAUAGCAAUUAUGAUAGUAAUAAUAAAUAUAAGUGUCAUAAUAAUUACAAUUGUGAUAAUAUUUAUAGUAGUGAUAGUAAUUAUAGCAGUGAUAGUAAUUAUAAUAGUGAUAAUAAUUAUAAUAUUCAUAAUCCUUGUAGUGUUAUUAGAAAAAGGAAUCUAUCCAAUAAUGAAGUUAUUCCUAAUAAUGAGACUAAUAAUAAAAUAGAAAUUAAAAGUAUUAAUCUAAAUACAAAUCAAGAAACGAAACCAUUAAAAUCUAUUUUAAAAAAAUGUAAUAAUACAUCUUCUGAUAAAAAUAAAAAUAAUAAUAGACAUAUACGAUUUAAUAAUGAUGUUGAAACGUAUUUCUUUGAAAAAUAUUUAUUUGAAGAUGAUUUAUAUAGUAUAAUAGAUCCUAGAAAAUCAUUUUAUAAAAUACUUGAAGCUUAUAAUAUAACAAACACAGAAAUUUUUAGCUAUUGCAAUAUGCGUCAUAAUUUGAAUGUAGUAUUUAAUGAUAUAAUUAAUUCAGUUUUUAUUUAUAAGGAUAAAAUAGUUAAAAAGUUUUAA
This is a messenger RNA of Plasmodium adleri (nom. inval.), 1875 nucleotides long. Its product is annotated as conserved Plasmodium protein, unknown function. The transcript has a single exon. Lineage: Eukaryota; Apicomplexa; Aconoidasida; Haemosporida; Plasmodiidae. Bases 1 to 1875 code for a protein of 624 amino acids. The record is from RefSeq and is a predicted model, not a curated record.